Molecule: messenger RNA, 1899 nt
Organism: Lactuca virosa
Lineage: Eukaryota; Viridiplantae; Streptophyta; Magnoliopsida; Asterales; Asteraceae
Source: the annotation of a GenBank genome assembly
AUGGAGUGGACGGAAGUACGAAGAAGAAAGACACCGGCGAGAUCAGUGCACGUCCAGGAAACAACUUACUUUGUCACCAAUGUUCCAGAGCAAGCAAGGAAAGGAGAAAUCAGAGAGGCAUUUGGAAGAUUUGGGAAGAUUACAGAUGUCUACAUGGGAGACAAGAAGGGGAAGAAUGGGAAGUAUUUUGUAUUUGUACGGUUCGGUGAAGUCAAAGAUGUCAUGGAGUUAGAAGCUAAGAUUAAUGGAAUGAUAUACAGAGGGAAUAGGCUGGAAGUUAACCUGGCGAAACACAGAAAGAAAGAAACCCCAAAACCACCCAUAGCUAUUGUAAACCGGAGGUCAGUACAAGGAAAUAAUGCUGGGACAUGGAAUACAUUCCGGGAUCACCGGACCUUUGCAGAUAUCACCAGAGACCCACAUAUGCCGGCGAAAAACUCAGGCCAAUUUGUCCCGCAGGCACCUCCGGGACCAAGACCCAUCCAAUUACAACGUGACGACCAGACUUAUCACUGGCUGCACAAAACAUCACUCAUUGGGGAGACAUUGACCUUAGAUCAUCUGGGGCAUCUACCGAAACUCCUACGAGAUAACGGUGAAACAGAGUUGGAGAUAAAAUAUAUCGGAGGGCUAAGGGUACUCCUUCUUUUUGGCAACUCAGUAGAUGCUAAAGAAUUCCUGAAUACUGAGAAUAGGUGGAAAGAAUAUCUGAAAUGGGUGAAUUGGAGUGACAAGACUGAUAUGCAAGUUAAGCGAGUGGCCUGGAUCAGAAUAUUGGGACUUCCACUUUACCUAUGGGGGGAUCGUAACUUUACAGCUAUCACUGAACAUUUAGGGAAGACAAUAGCACCAUAUGAAGAUUUACCAAACAGGGUGGACUUGUCGUGCCCGAAGAUUGGAAUUCUCACCUCAAGGAAGACUAGAAUAAACGACGAACUACAUGUUGGCAUGGACGGGAAGGUUUUUAAGAUUGGUAUUACCGAAUUUGAUGAAGAAUGGUUUCCUUUUCGAUUUGACACGUCGGAAGAUUACUAUGAGAUACCGGAUGGGGAUGACGAGGAAGACGGCGAGUAUGGGGAUGAAGAAGAGGAUGGGGUAUCGGAUACGUAUAUGGGAAAUUCCGAUGGUGAGAAGGAAGAAGGUGAGAUAUCACCGGAAUUACAAACGGAAAGAGAUGUGGAUAAACCGGAUGGUGGAAAAGGGACAAACGCAGUGAUCGGAGAUGAAUCUCCGGCCAAGCACCCGGUAGACUGGAGAGAGGUAAUCGGAACGUCAGAAGAAGAGCAAAGGGCACAUGGGGAACAAACGAUGGUGCGGGAUUCUAUGAUGACUGAACACGAAGCGUCGCCUAUAAUCUUGAAGGAAUUAAACGUUAACGGUAAUAUUCCCGGCAGGUCCCACAACACAAAUGGCAGGCGACCUGACCCAUGCAUGAACUUAAGCCCAAACUUAAAUGGGCCCUUGUAUGGGCUACCUCCAAUUAGCUGUUUUGGGCCGUUUUCUUCUCCUAUCGCAACAAACAAAGUUAGGGGCCAGUCAUCUGAAGUUUGUAGCUCAUUGGGGAAAAGACGAAGACUAGAGCGUGACGAAAACAGAAGAUCUCCCCCACUAAUAAACUCAAUGGCAGCUCUCUCUGACCUUGAUGAACCCCCGACGCACAUGGCUUCCCAAUCGACGGUGCCCAUAAGAAUUGAUCACGCCCCAAUCGACAUUAACAGAGCCCCAUCUGAAGACCAGGUAUUUGCGAAUGAAAACGAGCCAGAAGGUAGCUCCUCCUCCUCAAUAGAAGUUCGUAAGACGGUAGAAAUUGGGAAUGCACUGGGGUUCGAAAUUAGCUCCAACGAUCCGAUUUUAAAAGGAGUGAUGGGCGAAACUGGUGACGAUAUAGCACCACAAUGA